AUGCUGGGGCAGCGUCUACCGGGUGCAUCGUACCUUCCCGUCUUGUAUACAUUGACAGCGAGCUGCGCUGUGGUCGUGUUCUUAUGUCUAUCCAUAUUCUCCUCUAUCAAUUCUGAAGCGAUCCGCCUGGAAAACGUGCACGCAGCAAUGAUGUAUCGUCUCUUCUUGCUGUUGAUAUACGCCCUUGCCUCUCAAGGCAAUCUCGUUAUAAGGCCGAUAUACCCGUCACGGUGUCAAGUUGAUCGUGACGACACGACGGUUCGUCCAUCUCCACAGACCCUCUCCCAAGGUCCUCUGACCAGAAUCCAGCCUGGCAGAGAAUUUCAAGAGGCUGAUGCAUUCCACAUCGAUGAAUCCUCAGCUAUACCGCGCAAUAUUUCGGCGCUAAGGUUCUUUCGACCUUUCCAUGCUUCUGAAGGACAGGACGACAAUUCCGACCACGUCGAAAAAGGGUCCAAAAGGCUUGGUUCCAGCUCUAAACAGAAUGACGUUGGGUCGAAGCAAUCGGAACCUGUGCUCUCGCACCCGACAAACAACACUGCGGGCUCCAUACCGGGAGCGAUGUGUGGAUCAGGAAAUUCGUUUGCGCCUUGCGAUGACUGCUGCUCUACGUAUGGUUUCUGUGGACUGGGUCUGUCGUUCUGUGGCUACGGCUGCCAAUCUGGCCGGUGCAUGGAUGAAGAUGACCUUCCAAUCCUUCCAUCGGAACCGCCUCAGACACGCCAAAUUCCUGGUUCCUUCAAGCUCGUCGGCCAAUCAGGAGUUCCAGCAAUGGCUGCUGGUCUGAUGCCAAACGGAAAAGUCGUAUUCAUUGACAAGGUCGAAAACUACACGCAGCUGAUACUGGAAAGUGGGCAGUACGCCUACUCAGCAGAGUACGACCCGUCAACAAAUACACCGAAGGCUCUGUCUUACAAAACAAACGCCUUCUGCACCGGUGGCGCCUUUCUUCCGGAUGGCCGCAUGAUCUCGGUUGGUGGCAACGGCCCAUUACUAGAUAUUGACCCGACUGUCGGUGACGGUUUCCGUGGUAUCCGUUAUUUAGAGCGCCAUUUUGACAGCAAUGAAUCUGAUGGAGCUGAUUGGGACGAGCCUGGUCAUUCGUUGACGACGGCUCGCUGGUAUGCCAGUGUCCAAGUUUUGCCGAAUGGGACACUCUUUGUUGCAUCGGGCAGCCUGAACGGGUUGGACCCUUUGGAUCCCGAAAACAAUAAUCCCACCUAUGAGCUGCUCGACGAGGAUGGUAUGCCUAUGACUUCAAGCAUAGAGCUGCCAAUUCUGGAAAUGAACCAGCCAUACUACAUGUAUCCCUUCAUUCACCUCUUAAGGGAUGGUAACCUCUUCAUCUUCGUUGCACGCUCUGCGGAAAUUUUUGAUGUUUCUAAAGGUACGACUGCUCGGAAGCUGCCCGACUUACCAGGAGACUAUCGGACAUAUCCCAACACUGGGGGGAGUGUUCUCCUUCCCUUAUCAAGCGACAAUGACUGGAAUCCUGACAUCCUUAUUUGCGGCGGGGGUGCAUAUCAAGACUUAGACAGUCCGACAGAUGCAACAUGCGGCCGCAUCCAGCCGUUUUCGUCAGAGCCAAAUUGGGAAUUAGAAAGGAUGCCGGACGGAAGGGGAAUGCUGGAAGGCACGCUUCUUCCCGAUGAUCAGCCUCAAGGAUCUCGAUGGGCCAUCGCUGGCUCGUCGAAAAUCCCUCGCAUGUAUCAUUCAGUCGCUCUUUUACUUCUCGAUGGCACUGUCAUAAUCGCCGGCUCGAACACAGUUGAACAGCCAAUUCUCGAGCCUGAUCCUACUGACCCAGCAAUGGCAUUCGCUACAGAAUUCCGCGUGGAGAUAUACACUCCCCCUUAUCUGACUGGGGAGAAUAUUCACAGGAGACCCGAGAGUGUUUGGCUCUCUCAUAGAUACCUUGCUGCUGACAGUCGCAGAUUCGUGGUGAGUUUUACGGUCCGCGAACAUGCUAAGUCAUUGAAGAUUGCUCUGUACCACGGAGGAUUUAUAACCCACUCGGUCCAUAUGGGACACCGCAUGAUAUAUUUGGACUUUGAGGGCUUCAUUCCGGGUUCAACACAUCAGAUUGUUAUGGUCAAGAUGCCGCCGUCGACCACUAUCGCACCCCCGGGACCAUACGUCAUUUAUGUUGUUGUGGAUGGUAUUCCAAGCGUUGGGCAGUUUGUCAUGGUUGAAUAG
Molecule: messenger RNA, 2196 nt
Organism: Rasamsonia emersonii CBS 393.64
Lineage: Eukaryota; Fungi; Ascomycota; Eurotiomycetes; Eurotiales; Trichocomaceae
Product: Glyoxal oxidase
Exons: 6
Coding region: 1-2196 (731 amino acids)
Molecular function (GO): chitin binding
Source: RefSeq, a predicted model, not a curated record